ACGCUGUCGCUGCCGCUGCCGCCGCUCCCGGCCCGGUCCGGUCCGGCCCGCAGCGCCCGGAGCCAUGGCGGCCCAGGGCGGGCUCAGCAUCCAGCUGCUGCUGGAAGCGGCCGAGUAUCUGGAACGGCGGGAAAGAGAAGCCGAGCACGGUUACGCCUCGGUGCUGCCGGGCGGUUCGGUCCGGGACACCCCGCGGCGCCGCCUCCGGGCCCGCAGGAGCGGCGGUGGCAGCAGGUCGACACACAACGAGAUGGAGAAGAACAGACGUGCCCACCUGCGGCGCUGCCUGGAGAAGCUGAAGGGGUUGGUGCCGCUGGGCCCCGAGGCGGGCAGACACACCACGCUCAGCCUGCUCACCAGAGCCAAGCUCCACAUCAAGAAGCUGGAGGACUAUGACAGGAAAGCCCUGCACCAGAUUGAGCAGCUGCAGAGGGAGCAGAGGCACCUGAGGAGGCAGCUGGAGAAGCUGGGGAUGGAGAGGAUGAGGAUGGACAGCAUUGGCUCCACCCUGUCCUCCGAGCGCUCCGACUCAGAGAGAGAAGAGCUGGAGGUGGAUGUGGAGAGCACGGAUGAGCUUCCUGCUGAGCUGGACUGGAGCAGCAGCAGCCCCAGCGACUCCGAGGAGCGGAGGAGCCCCCGGAGCGUCUGCAGCGACGAAGGCUACGCCAGCGCCGGGCUGAGGAGCCUCAGGCUGCAGAGCCACCCCAAACCCCCUCUGGUUCCAUGAGGAGCAAACCCCUGGUGCUCUUUUCCCUCAUCCGGAUGUUUUUUGGUUUGGUUUUGUUGGGGUUUUUUUUUUGUUUGGUUGGUUUUGGGUUGGUUUGCCCCCUCUCUGCCUUCCCUGCCUUUUUCUUCACCGCCUCCUGGGGAGCCAGAGGAGGUGAGAGGUGCCCACAGGGCUGGGGCUCAGCCCUCCCAGCCCAAACUCCUCUGGGCUGGCCUGAAACAUUCCAACCACCUCUGGAGAAUAUUCCAAACCCUCCCUUUGGGGGGACUUCAGGGUUGCUGUCACCACCUGGGAUUCUAGACCUGCUCCAUGUUCACCCAGCGACAUCUCCAUCCCCUUCACUGGGGGCAGAACCCGAAUUUAGGGGUUCUGAGGGAUGAGGAACAUCUCCAUCCCCCUCACUGGGGGCAGAACCCGAAUUUAGGGGUUCUGAGGGAUGAGGAACAUCUCCAUCCCCCUCACUGGGGGCAGAACCCAAAUUCCAAGGAGUUUUUGGGAUGAGGAUCCCAAAGCAGCGCCAGCUUCUUGCACCACCCAGGGGAUUGGACCUGGCUUAUCUCCAAUUAUUCCCUCCUGGAGCUGGAGCCUGGCACAGGGAACUCCACCAGAGAGGACCUUGGGCUCCUCCUCCUCUUCUUCCACAGCCUCCAGCUGGGAAUUUUUCUCCCCUACCCAACCCCAACCCAUCCCUUGUCCCCAGAACCCUCCCUGCCGGAGGCGAGCGCUCCCGGGAUUCCUUUUCUCUCCCUCUCUUGGGGAUGAAGGGGGUGAAGUUUCUUGUUUCCUACCUCGAAGAGUUGAACAAAAAUGGAUCUUUUAGCACAAAAUCCCCAAGCUGAGGCCUCGGAUAGGGCAGCAAUUCCCAACCCCCCCUCCCCACCCCGUCCUCCAGCAAUAACACGGAGCCGAGUGGAGGCCACGCCAGCUACAAAUCCCAUUUAUUCCUUUUUUCUACCAAACUGAUGAACCAGAGGGGGAAUAUUCUUCCAGCUUUCUGCUUUUAUAAACCUUCUGGAACCUUGGAUCCGGGCAGAGCCACCAACCCAGACGUUCCUUUCCCUCCAACCACUCCAGGGGGGUUUUCCCACCCCCUUUUGAUCCAUCAGCGUCAGAUCCUGGGGUUUUUCUUUGUGGGGGAGACAAAACCAGGAGCUGGGAUUGCAGAACCACGACCUCCAAGUGAAGCAACACCAGAAAACUGGGGGUUUUCCCUUUUUCUUGGCUUUUUGAACAUCCUAACCCUGAUUUUUGAAGCAUUCCAAGUCUUCAAGAAGCGUUGGAUGAAGCAACGGAGCCAACAGGAUAAAAACCCCCCCAAAUCUUGGAUUUUUUGGGGGUUUGAAAAGGGAGAAAAACCCAAACCCACAGAUCUGGGUGGUACAGGAGCUGGAAUUUGCCACCACCCCGUGGAUUUGUGCCACUCGCUGCUCCAAACCCCCAGGAAGGGGAAAAGGAAAAAGGUGAAAACCUCAAGAAAAAAGAAAAAAUGGGAUUUCAGCUCUGGUCGUGCUGAGGUCUCAUCCUCCUCCUCCUCCUCCUCCUCCUCCAGACAUCCACGGAUUGUGUUCCCUUGGAGCCAGGAAGGGUCAGGAAAACGUUGAAGAGGAGGCAGAACCCAUCAAACCUGGGUUUUUCUUUCAACCCACACUUCCAGCUCGGCUUCAAUUUGAUUUCUUGUUUUCCACUUUCCUCCCCCCCUUUUUGUGCCUUUUAGAGCUUUUGGUUUCCCUCCCGUUUUUGGUUUUUUUUUUUACACAUCAACCCGAAAAACUUUGGGAAUUUUGCACUGCUGGGACCUGCCUGAAGGCCAAGAGACACGAGAUCCCUCCAAAAA
Molecule: messenger RNA, 2561 nt
Organism: Calypte anna (Anna's hummingbird)
Lineage: Eukaryota; Metazoa; Chordata; Aves; Apodiformes; Trochilidae
Gene: MXD1
Product: MAX dimerization protein 1
Exons: 6
Coding region: 65-727 (220 amino acids)
Biological process (GO): negative regulation of transcription by RNA polymerase II
Molecular function (GO): RNA polymerase II cis-regulatory region sequence-specific DNA binding; protein dimerization activity; DNA-binding transcription factor activity, RNA polymerase II-specific
Source: RefSeq, a predicted model, not a curated record